AGAUACCCUCAUUGACUCAAUUCCAGCAACAACUUCUAAUUAAAGGAAUCCCAAAUUUCCAGAAACACAAAAUAAUUAAACAAAAUUUGUUUUAAUUUUUUAAUUACGCGUCUUCUAUUAUUCAAAGAGCUGUCCACCCUAAAAAUCCAAAUUCCAACUCACUUUCUUUUCUUCCUUCACAAACCCCACCAUUAAUACCAAGAUUACCCACAUUUUCUCUCUCUCUCUCUCUCCUCCAUUUUUGCGCCCCCUUCAAUGGCGAAAACAUCCACAACUACCCUCUUCAUCUUCUUCUUCCUCCUUCUUUCUCUCUCCUCUGCUGAUGACAAAUCCGCCAUGGAUGACUUCUUGAAAUCCUUCGGAUCAUCUCCUCCUUCUGGGUGGGAUUCUUCCACAGAUUUCUGCAAAUGGAAGGGUGUAAACUGUGAUAAUGGAGACAGGGUUACCUCCAUUAAUCUUGCUUCUCAAUCUCUCAAAACUACACUUCCUUCUUCCAUUAAUACCCUCUCUCAACUCACCACUCUUUCUCUUCAAAACAAUGAAUUCAUUGGCCCUUUACCUUCUUUAGCUAAUCUCUCUCUUCUUCAAACUGUUUUUCUUGACAAUAAUAAUUUUACUUCAAUCCCAUCUGGUGCUUUUUCUGGGUUGAGUUCACUUCAAACUCUCUCUCUUUCCUUUAAUGAAGACCUUGCGCCAUGGCAAUUUCCUUCCGAACUCACUGAUUCUUCAAGCUUGGCUAGUUUCUAUGUUAAUAAUGCGAAAAUGGAAGGCCCGAUUCCAGACAUAUUCGGGUCGUUUCCCGGGUUGCAGAAUUUGAGAUUGAGCUACAAUAAUUUGAGUGGGUCUUUACCCGGGUCGUUAAACGGGUCUUCAAUUCAGAAUUUCUGGGUUAAUAAUCAGGUUGAUGGGUUGUUAUCGGGUCCGAUUGAUGUUGUUUCGGGUAUGACCCAGUUAGCUCAGGUAUGGCUUCAUGCAAAUUCAUUUACUGGUUCAAUUCCUGAUUUAUCUGCUUGUACUCAGAUAUUUGAUCUUCAACUUAGGGAUAAUAAGUUUACUGGGAUUCUUCCACCUUCAAUUGUUAGUUUGCCUAAAUUGGAGAAUUUUACUAUUAAUAAUAACAAUAUUCAAGGGCCGCUUCCUGAUUUUCCUAAGACUGUUAAAGUAGUAGAGUUGGGUAAUAACCAUUUUUGUAGGAAUGUUACUGGGGAUUGUGAUCCUCAGGUUACUGCUUUGCUCCAAGUUGCUGGGGCUUUAGGGUAUCCAAUUAAGUUGGCUGAUGCUUGGAUUGGUAAUGAUGCUUGUAAUAGCUGGAUUUUUGUGUCCUGUGAUCCUAGCCACCGUGUAGUUUCUGUUUAUUUUGCGAAGCAGGGGUUUUCGGGCACCAUUUCCCCGGCAUUUGCGAAUUUGACGUCAUUGACGGAUUUGGAUUUGAGUAAUAAUAAUUUGACUGGCACUAUCCCUGCCUCUUUAGCUUCCUUGCCCAAGCUUAAGAAGAUUGAUUUGACAAAUAAUGACAUUAGUGGGAAAGUUCCGAGGUUUAGUCUUGGGGUGAAUUUGCUCACUUCUGGGAAUAAGAAUAUUGGGAAGGAUGUUGCUCCACCUGGUUCUCCGGGUUCUGGGGGUAGCUCCUCUUCUGGCUCGGGUGUGGGGUCGAAGGGUUCAUCGGUUUCUGCUGGUAUGGUGAAAAGUGUGGUGAUUGCGGUUGUUGUUUUUGUUGUAGUUGUAAUGUUUGUGUUGUACAAGUGUUAUAUGAAGAAGAAGCACAGGAAGUUUGGGAAGGUUCAGAAUCCCGAAGCUGGAGAUAAUGAGAUGGUGAAGACCAGUGUAGUGGGGACAACAAAUGGUUAUGCUGGUGUUCCAAGUGAGUUGCAGAGCCACAGCAGUGGUGAUCAUGGUGAUUUCCCUGUGUUUGAAGGCGGGAAUGUUGCCAUCUCAAUUCAAGUCCUUCGGCAGGUUACAAACAAUUUUAGUGAGGAUAAUAUACUGGGACGUGGAGGAUUUGGGGUUGUUUACAAAGGGGAGCUCCAUGAUGGGACUAAGAUUGCCGUUAAGAGGAUGGAAGCUACAGCUAUGGGCACCAAAGGGAUGAGUGAGUUUCAAGCUGAAAUUGCAGUCCUUACAAAAGUUAGGCACAGGCAUUUGGUUGCCCUUUUAGGUUUCUGCACCAAUGGGCACGAGAGGCUUUUGGUAUACGAGUACAUGCCACAAGGGCACCUCGGACAACAUUUGUUUGAGUGGCAAGAGCUUGGAUAUCCCCCUCUUACUUGGAAGCAGAGAGUCUCCAUAGCUUUGGAUGUGGCCAGGGGAGUUGAGUAUCUACAUAGUUUAGCGCAAACAAGUUUCAUUCACAGAGAUUUGAAACCUUCUAACAUCUUGCUGGGAGAUGACAUGAGGGCCAAGGUUGCAGAUUUCGGUUUGGUAAAGAAUGCUCCUGAUGGAAAAUAUUCAGUGGAGACUCGAUUGGCUGGAACAUUCGGCUACCUUGCACCUGAAUAUGCUGUUACUGGGAGAGUGACCACCAAAAUUGAUGUCUAUGCAUUUGGUGUUAUAUUGAUGGAGCUUAUCACUGGUAGAAAAGCCCUUGAUGAGACAAUGCCAGACGAGAGAUCCCAUUUAGUGACAUGGUUCCGCAGAAUCUUGAUCAACAAGGACAACAUCCGAAAGUCAAUUGAUGCCAUCCUUGACCCCGAUGAUGAAACCUUUGAGAGCAUUUGUAGGAUUGCUGAGUUGGCAGGUCACUGCACAGCCCGUGAACCACAUCAGAGACCCGACAUGGGACAUGCCGUAAACGUGUUGGGCCCACUUGUUGAGCAGUGGAAACCUUCGAGCCAAGAGGAAGAUGAUUCAUAUGGCAUUGACCUACACAUGAGUCUCCCCCAAGCUUUACAAAGAUGGCAAGCCAAUGAGGGCACUUCAACAAUGGUCAGCGAUAUGUCAUUCAGCAGGACACAGAACAGCAUUCCAUCCAAACCCUCAGGGUUUGCAGACUCAUUCGACUCAAUGGACUGUCGAUGAUCAAUGCUAAAAACCUGAACAGAAAUUUCUCAUCAGAGCUAAAAAGCUGAAGGUAACUCCGUCUUUAAACCUCGCGGCUCACAAGAUUGAAAGAGUCAGUGAAAUUGUAUUUAUUGGUGUCAUUCUUUCUUAUUUUUGGUUUCUAAUUUCCCAUUCAGAUCAUGUGAGCUAACAACAUUUUUUUAGGGGUGGGUAGUUGUUUUUUAGUUGAAAAUGGUGGUGGUUAAAGAAUGUAAAACCACACAUGGGUUUGGUAUGGAAAAUUGAAGUAUAUGUUCAAUAUGUAACAUGAACAUGGGGGGCAUGGGUUAUGGUGUGUAGUGACACAGCAAAAGUAAAGUCAGACAGUACAUCCAACUUCAUUUUGUAUCAUAUUCUUUCAUUCUUAUUAUUGUUCAAAUUUUAUAUGAUUUUCCCUCCCA
Chenopodium quinoa (quinoa) is the source of this 3437-nucleotide messenger RNA. Its product is annotated as receptor-like kinase TMK4. Gene Ontology annotation, biological process: protein phosphorylation. The record is from RefSeq and is a predicted model, not a curated record. The transcript has 2 exons. Gene Ontology annotation, molecular function: ATP binding; protein binding; protein kinase activity. Lineage: Eukaryota; Viridiplantae; Streptophyta; Magnoliopsida; Caryophyllales; Amaranthaceae. Bases 256 to 3015 code for a protein of 919 amino acids.